Cucumis sativus (cucumber) is the source of this 2385-nucleotide messenger RNA. Its product is annotated as cytochrome P450 710A11. Gene Ontology annotation, molecular function: oxidoreductase activity, acting on paired donors, with incorporation or reduction of molecular oxygen; iron ion binding; monooxygenase activity. The record is from RefSeq and is a predicted model, not a curated record. Gene Ontology annotation, biological process: sterol metabolic process. Lineage: Eukaryota; Viridiplantae; Streptophyta; Magnoliopsida; Cucurbitales; Cucurbitaceae. The transcript has a single exon. The coding region runs from base 453 to 1976 and encodes 507 amino acids.
UCUUCUUGGUGACCAAAUUGUUAUUAGGAGUUUAGGGCGUUUGUUGCUUUGCUAAUCAAUUUAACCAUCUCUAUUUCAACCUUAGUGGAAUGAGUCCAAAAUUAGGAGUAAUGUAAUGUUGAUGAAUGGGAAAGUUUAGAUAGAAAAAGGGUAGAAUAUAAAAGGGAAAAAAAGAAAUGAAUGGGGGGAGAGAAGAGACAAGUCUGCCGAGAUCCCAUCUCUAUUUCCAACUCUUAAUUAAUGUCUUCUUCUUCUUUAUCUAACAUACACACACACACCCUCUUUAGAGCUCUCAACUUUGAACCUUAUCUCUCUCUCUUUCUUCCUUCAAUGCUUUAAUGGCCUCCUAAUCCAUUUUCUCUGUUUCAUUCCCUCAUUUAAACUCUCUUCUCUUCUCUUCUCUGCUCCACUUUCUCCCUUACAAUUCUUUCGCUUUCGUUCCAACAAAAAUCAUGAAUACCCUUUUGGCUUUUUUAUCGCCGCUGCUUCCCUUUGCGGCUUCACUUGUGUUUCUGCUUCUCUUUCUCGAGCAGAUCUCUUAUUUGAAGAAGAAACGCUCUGUUCCUGGUCCUUCUCUUGUUCUCCCCUUCGUCGGCAACGCAAUUCCUCUCGUUAGAAACCCUGCCCGUUUCUGGGAAAUUCAGGCUUCUUUGGCUAAAUCCUCCGGUGUUGGUUUCUCUGUCAACUACAUCGCCGGUAACUUCAUCGUCUUUAUUCGCGAUACUGAGCUCUCUCACAAGAUUUUCGCCAAUGUGCGUUCCGAUGCUAUGAAUCUCGUCGGUCAUCCCUUCGGGAAGAAGCUAUUUGGUGAAGAUAAUCUGAUUUAUAUGUUGGGACAAAAGCACAAGGAUCUCCGCCGUCGAAUCGCUCCUAAUUUCACGCCUAAAGCGCUUUCAACAUACACCGCGCUUCAACAGAUCAUCAUUCUCAAACACUUGAAGCUUUGGGAGCAGAAAUCGUCGGAAUCCUCACCGAAGCCCAUUCCCUUGAGGUAUUUGGCUCGAGAUCUUAACCUCGAAACCUCUCAGAUGGUGUUCGUCGGGCCGUAUUUAGCCGAAAAGGUUCGCGAAAAGUUCAGAGUCGAUUACAACAUCUUCAAUGUCGGUCUCAUGAAACUUCCAAUCGAUUUACCUGGAACAGGUUUCAGAAACGCGAAACUCGCCGUCGACCGGCUAGUGGAGGUUCUAGCGGACUGUGCAGAGAAGAGCAAGACGAAAAUGAAGAAAGAAGAAGAGCCGACGUGUUUAAUCGACUUUUGGAUGCAGGACACCGUAAAAGAACUCGAAGCUGCGGCAGCAGCCGGCGAGCCAGAGCCCGUUCACACCAGUAACUUCGAACUCGGCUUGUACCUCUUCGAUUUCCUCUUCGCCGCGCAAGACGCUUCCACUUCGUCGCUUCUAUGGGCCGUAAGUCUCCUCGACUCACAUCCCGAGGUGAUCGACAAAGUUCGGGAAGAAGUCAAAUCCAUCUGGUCACCGGAAUCAGAUACACUGAUCUCAUCGGAGCAGCUUUUGGAAAUGAAGUACACUCAGGCAGUGGCCCGUGAGGUGGUCCGUUACCGUGCUCCGGCAACGGUAGUGCCGCACGUAGCAGCGGCGGAUUUCCCGUUGACAGAUUCAUACAGCAUCCCAAAAGGUGCAAUCGUUUUCCCAUCUGCAUACGAGUCGAGCUUCCAGGGUUUCGUAGAACCGGAGCGAUUCGACCCGGAACGGUUCUCUGAAGAAAGGCAAGAAGACCGAAUUUUCAAAAGGAACUUUCUGGCAUUCGGUGCUGGGUCCCACCAGUGCGUUGGGCAACGGUACGCUCUAAACCAACUCGUUCUUUUCAUCGCUAUGUUUUGUACGUUGCUUGAUUUCAAGAGGCACACUUCCGACGGCUGUGAUGAAAUCGCUUUCAAUCCCACCAUCUGCCCCAAAGAUGACUGCAUGCUCUCCAUUUCCAUGCGGUGCCCUCGAUUUCCUAAUCUCUCCACUUGAAUCUUUUUUCUAUUUCUCCAAAUUGCCCCUUUCCUCUCUUCACUUCACUUCUCUUCUCUUCUCUUCAUCAAAAACCAAUAAAUAAUGUUGUUUUAGUUGCUACUGUUCCUCUUUUUAUUAUUUUCAAUUUGAAUCUGCGUGGAAAAAUGGGAUUCUUUUGGGGGGGGUGUUCGUGUUAGAGAAGAAGGUAAUGUGUGUGUUUUGUUGUUGAUUUGAUUAUUGGAAAUGUCGAUUGAAAAAGAAAAAGGUGUUUUGAAUAUUGAAAAGGAGAAUGCUGUUCUGGCCAUUACUUGUCCUUUCUAAUAAACAAAUCAGCAUCACGUGGAUGGCCCGGCCCUCUGUCCGUCCACUUAUCUUAUUGUAAUUUUUUUAAUAUUAUUAAUAAUCCACUUCUCUUAUUUCUAUUAAA